Pollicipes pollicipes is the source of this 5830-nucleotide messenger RNA. RefSeq names its product protein turtle. Gene Ontology annotation, biological process: axon guidance; homophilic cell-cell adhesion; dendrite self-avoidance. The transcript is spliced from 19 exons. The record is from RefSeq and is a predicted model, not a curated record. Gene Ontology annotation, molecular function: cell-cell adhesion mediator activity. The coding region runs from base 360 to 4274 and encodes 1304 amino acids. Lineage: Eukaryota; Metazoa; Arthropoda; Thecostraca; Pollicipedomorpha; Pollicipedidae. Gene Ontology annotation, cellular component: plasma membrane; axon.
GCGAGGCGGUGUCGUGCGCCGGUCUCGGCCGGGGAGGGCCGCCGCUGCUGCGCUCAGUUCAGCUGGGGCGAGCGUGUUAUACUGCGGACUGCGAGUGUCGACGUGAGAUCGGCGCGUGCGGGCGCUAGUCGUCGACCACGGGUGACGCGGCCGGCCGCAGAGCAGGGCUGACUGGGUGGCGAGCCGGUGUGCUGGCCACCGAACCCUCUACGGUGCGACGGUCAGCGUGCGCCGCUGACCAGCUGAGUCGCCUGCUGCCGCCACCACAAGGCUGGAGUCAGCACCUCGCUCUCUGUCCGCGGCUGGCAUGCCGACUCCUGGCAAGGAGCUAACCCGGGGGCGGUUCUGAUGGGUGCACCAUGCGACUCGGUCGGCCGGCCCGGACCAUGAUCGGCGUCUGGACGGCGCUGCUCCUCAUCCCGGCCGCCACCGGAUUGGACCUGCAGAAUGCGAAGCACCUGACGGCGCUGGUCGGGCAGGGUGUGGUGCUUGACUGCCCUCUGGACUUCCCCGACGGCCAACCCGUGCCCUACGUCAUCGAGUGGAGGAAACAGGAGCUCCAUCCGCCCCUGUACAUCUGGUACGACGGGUACCCUCCGCACGUGGCCGACAGCUACGAGGGCCGGGUCCGCCGGGUGGACUUGCGGAGCACACAGUACGGCAUGGCCUCGCUCAACAUGACCAACAUCACCGAAAUGGACGCUGGCUGGUACGAGUGUGUCGUCCACUUUCUGGACCGGUCACCGGCCGAGCUGGGAAACGGCACCUGGGUUCACCUGGAUAUACACGCUCCUCCCCGGCUGGUCACCACUCCUCCAAAGAACCUGUUCGUCAACGUCGGAGACUCGGAGAUCCUGGCGUGUGAGGCCAGGGGCACCCCGGAGCCGGUCAUCAGCUGGUACAAGGCAGAUCAGCCAAUCCAGCCCUCGGAGACCGUUGGUGUCAAGAAUGACGGUACUGAACUGAGGAUAACCAGGAUCACCAAGGAGGACAUCGGGGAGUACAUAUGCUACGCAGAGAACAGCGAGGGAAGCGUCCAUUGGACGUCAAAACUCAUCCUCGCAGGCCACGCCGCCAUUGUGACGGGGCCAGCGAACCUGACGCGCAUGGAGGCGACGCGGGCCGUGUUCACGUGCGAGGGCCGCGCCCGGCCGUCCAACUUCAGCCUGCGCUGGCUCCGAGACGACAUCCCCGUGGAGCAGCACAGCGGCCUCGAGAAACGCUUCAAAAUCUCGGGCAACGGCUCGCUGGUGAUCGACCCGGUAGCGGCGGAAGACGCCGGCAUGUUCACCUGCGAGGUCUCCAACGGCAUCGGCAGGCCGGAGCGGGCCUCAGGCUUCCUCGAGGUCCAGUACGCGGCUCACGUGCCGUACACGCCUUCGGUGCAGUAUCUGCCGACCGGGCUGCAGGGCGUUAUACGCUGCCACAUCAAGUCCAACCCUCCCAUCCAGUUUGUCACGUGGUUCCGAAACGGGCGGAAGUACGAGCCGGAGAACGUGCCGGGCGUCACGCUGCUACUCAACGGCUCACUGCUGAUAGAGUCGGUGCGGCACGAGCACCAGGGCACCUAUCGCUGCCGGCCGUUCAACCAGCACGGCUCUAGCGGCGAGUCGGGCGAGAUGCAGGUGGUGGUGCGCGAGCCGCCGCGCUUCGUGCUCCGGCCCAAGAACCUGUAUCAGCGCAAGGUGCACGACGCCAUCCAGAUGCCUUGCGUGGUGGAAGGCUCGCCGCCGCCCCAAGUCAUGUGGAGGAGGCAUGACAACCAGAGCCUUCCCAGCGACCGGGUGUUCAUCAACAAAGGCAACAUCACCAUCAAGUCGCUGCGAAAGUCUGACUUCGGCUACUAUGAGUGUGUGGCGAGAAGCAGUGUGGCGACCAUCGUCACCUCAACACAGCUGGUUGUGGAGGGGACCACGCCGCACGCGCCGCACAACAUCACGACCAACGCCUCCAGCUACGCCAUCACCAUUCAGUGGCUGCCCGGCUACAGCGGCGGUGACAACUUCGACCAGAAGUACGCGGUCUGGUACCAGCAGCACGGCACGGGCAGCUGGAACACGUACGAGGUGCAGCCGCCGGGCGCCUCUCGCGUGACCAUCUACCACCUGCUGCCCGGCACGCUGUACGAGCUGAUGGUGGCCGCCAAGAACGACAUCGGCGACGGCACGUUCUCGGAAAGAGUGGUCGUCAAAACUCUCGAUGUAGGCCAGAGCGCGCUACCCGGGGCCGACCCGGCAGCCUCGCGGAAGGAGGCCGCCGCUGCCGCCGGCCCUAAGCCGGGCCCGCCUCGGGACAUCAAAAUGGAGGACGCGCCCGAUGGCUUCCUGCUCUCCUGGAAGCCGCCGAUCGAGAAGCCGGACGUGGAUGUGCUCUACUACUCCAUCAAGUUCAAACCCAGCGAGGGCAAGUGGAAGCAGCUCGGCGACGAGCAGCUCACUGAAACACAGUAUCUGGUGCGGAGCCUGCAGGGCGGCCGCGACUACGCGUUCCGGGUGUACGCGCACACGUCGACCGGCUUCAGCUCGAGCGCCGAGUUCAAAUACAGCAUGUCGGACCGGAUCCAGAAGAAGGCGAUCACUGCGGCGCUGGUCGGCGGCUUGCUCCUGCUCAUCGUCUCCAUCAUCCUCUCGGUGUGCACCGUCAAAAUAUGCAACAAGCGCAAACGAAGGAAACAAGAGAAAGAGUACAACAUGGUGGCGUGUCGCGUCACGGAGGCGCGCAACGGUCUGCAUAGUCCUGUGCCUUUGAAGAAGUACGUGCGCCGAGUACCGCGUCUGAUUCGGCACGCCAGCCAGCUGCUGUGGCGACCGCGGCCGUCCACCGGCCUCUCCCAGAGUCUGAUCGACGACCUGGACCUGACGCCGCGCCGCGCCAAAACCGUCUACAGCGUCGAGAUGGAGUACAGCCAGCCACUGGCCUGGAUCACCCGCACCCCCGACGGUCGCUUCGUCUCGCAGCCGCAGCCGCUGCGAACGGGAAUCUAUCACGUGGAGCGCGGCCGGCGCUCCCCAGAGCCGACGCCGGUGCCGGCCGGCCGCCGGGUGAGCCACGGCUUCGGCCGCCACCAGAUCCCCGAGCAGGCGCCGGCCGUGUCGCCGCACGUGGCCCUCUCGCCGGACGGUCGCCGGUUCCGCGCCUCGUCGCCCGGCCCGCUGGGAGGCCAGCUGGGCCCGUUCGACUUCUCCGACCUGAGCUCGGUGCAGGUGCCCGGCUCUGUGGAGCGAACGUUCCCCAGCACAGUGCUGUCGUCGCUGUCGCAGCUGCAGACGCCCAGCUUCCGGGAGCGCCAGGCGGGCCCGCAGGAGACGCCGGUGCGCCGGCCUGACCCUCGGCUGCCGGCGCUGCGCACCAUCCACGAGGCGGCGGCGGCCGACGCUGGAGGGCCGCACUACGAAAACUGGCCGGUGGAAGGCCGCUGGCGGGCGCCCGUGGCCGAGCCGCGGCUCCCACGCCUGCUGCAGCCGCGGCUCGCCUUUCGUGAUUCGGGCCAGCACGUGCACAUGGUGGGCCACAUCGAGCCACCCCGAAUCGCCGACAUCCCGCGUCCCCGCCCGCGCCAGCGCGCCCAGCCCGUGUACGCCAACACGGGUCCGUGGCCGUCGCGCGCCGAGCCGCAGACGCCGGUGCAGCGGGCCGCAGCCCCGAGCCACCCCGCACUCGAAGAGUCUCCGGCCAGCUCUCUGGGCCGCACCGACCGGCCGCUGGCCUACACGCGCGACAAGCUACAGGCGGCCAUCGGCCGAGUGCGCUCCCAGCUGGGCCUGCUGCGGCCGGCCAGCGCGCCGGCCCUCUCGCGCUGGCCCGACGACGAGCCGCCGCCGCACGAGAAGUCCAGCUCCAGCGGGCUCGGCUCCGGCAGCAAGAACACGUCGCAGCGCACCCACUCGUCGUCGGGCAUCUCGCAGCAGAUAUCGGACUCGCAACUGGAGCCGCCGCCGCCGCCGCCGCCGCCGGCAGCACUCCCGCCGCCUCACUGGCGUCCGGCGGAGCGCGCCGGCACGCACUUGCCGGCGUACCUGCCGCCGCCCGCCUACCUGGCGCCCCCGCAACCGCUCGACAUCUCCGUUGAUGACCACUACGAGUUCGACCCGGUGCUGACGCCGGGCACGGAGUCGCCGGGCGGCGCGCCGCCAUUGACCCGUUCCCGGCCGCGACCCGUGCCCGAGAUGGAGGCUCGUGUGCAGGCAAUGCGCCAGGAGUUUCAGCAGUACCGGCAGCGGCGCGCCCGGCGGCACCGCUCUGGCGACGAGCCCAUCACCGAGACGGUCUGUUGAAACAGUCCCGGAGCCGCACACUCCCCCCCCCCCCCCCCCCCCUGUGUUCGCUAACGCUACUGCCAUUCAUGCUUUACGUUCGCCAUCAGAGUACAAUCGUGUGUUUGCGUUUUGCGCCGUGCUGUUGCUCGAUAUUUUUUUGCACGGCGGGAGGUUUUGUGGCAUUACAUCUGCGAUUCUUUGGUUCAAAUGUGACAGCUUUAAUGGCGCCGUCGCGGCGGCCGCUAGCGUGUGGCGGGGUGCGGCGUGGACCGGCGGCGGCUGGCGCGCGCGCGCCGCCCGCUCGGUCGCACCUGUUCCUGUGAUAACCGGUCCUCUCGGGCCGACCAACUCUCGGAGCCCCCUCCCCCUCCCCGGCUCCUCGCAGGUUGUACAUAAGCGUGAAGAUGCGAAGAUGCGUGACGUGUCGGCGUCGCCCACGCACUCCGACCCAUGUAUAUAGAGGUGUUUUGUAUUGUUGUACCUAGGCCGCGCAGGCACUUCACUCUCCGUAGUUGUUCAAAACGCCACCAUCCCCGAGAACCUGUGUAGUGCAGUUAAACGGUGCCGGUCGGUAGUCUGACGUGGUCGGAAUGGUCAGCAGUACUGGGCGUUGUCAGCCGUUCGCCAGAGCCCAGUGCCGCCGACUCCUUUUGCGUUGCCUAGCGACACCCACCACGCCCGUCUGUUGAGGCCGCGAUGAUGGAGGGACCGAGAGGGUGUCGUAGCUGGUGAUGCCGAAAAUCUGGUCUGUAGUUACACAUGUCGACUCGCCUAACGUCAUUUGGACCGUGACCAAAUGCGGCGUUGCCGACUACAGAUGGAGCCCCCCCCCCCCCCCCUCCCCGGCCCUCGGUAUGCCCGACACGAGCAGUGACUUCCCAGUCACUGUGCCCACCGUUUAGUGGUAGGAAUGUGCGUGGCGUUGUUGUUGCCGGAAUCUCCUGUUGUUUUGUUGGAGCGAUUCUUGCCGGGCUUCUUAUGUUGUUGAGAAUCGUCGAGCCCGGUGAUGUUGGCUGGCCUGUGGCCCUGUGCACAGGCGUAGGAAAUAUGUUAGAGGGGGCCAAUUCUGCGAAAACAAGCUGAUUUGUGCGCAACGUCCUGGUUUCCACUCGACUUCGACCAUGGUGCGUUGAGCUUUUGAAAAUUUGUGUGAUGACUCGUGUUUUAUAUCAUGCGCCAUUGUUUGUCCAUAAAGUCGUGGGGCUCAAAUACAUUGCAGACCCCCUCACCUGAGAUACUGCCCCCCCCCCCUCGGCCUUAUCUGAGAUACUGUCUCGCCGCCUCCUCCCCCGACUCUCUCUUUGGUUCGCGCUCCAUUGGCUCCGUGGCCCGGUGUGUUACUGUGCGCGAUAUGUUGUGUGUUUUUCCCCUCUGACAUACCUCACGGGCAUGUUUUAGUCACGGGCGUGCUGCUACGACUGAUGCUCAAACCCCGAGAGGGCCCAUCCCCCCGGCGCUCGGCCGCACACCGACUGAUGGCCGCUUCGGCCGCCUAACAGCAUCAUGCUUUUCGCUUCGCAUGACAUGUAUUAUAUACUGUACCACUUGGCAAAUACAGUGUCUUUUGUACAAUG